Molecule: messenger RNA, 2005 nt
Organism: Galdieria sulphuraria
Lineage: Eukaryota; Rhodophyta; Bangiophyceae; Galdieriales; Galdieriaceae
Exons: 1
Coding region: 24-1832 (602 amino acids)
Source: RefSeq, a predicted model, not a curated record
AACUCCUCAGAUUUUUGCUUCGGAUGAAAUGUCUUGUAACAUCUCCUCGUCCGUUUGUGGAGAUACCAGAUAUGUUUGUAUUAGAAGACACGAAGCUCCAGCAUACGAGAUCCUAUCGUGCUUUCUUUCUGUAUAGUGGGUUCUCUCCUUGUACUUCACUGCCGAAGCCUUUCUCGCAAAGAGCCUUAUUGUGCCGUAACAUUUCGCUCCGUAGAGAUGGUGUGAUUCGCCUAGCGCGUAUAGCGCUGCUAAGAGAAAGAGUAAAAUUUUCUUGUUUGACUGUAAAGUGUCGAGAAAAUUUUGAAGUCUUAUGGAAGUUUGUUUGCAGAAAUGUCACGAACGAGUCGUCAUCGUUGCCUGAACGAAAUGGGGUUAUUAGGGAAGAGACUAGGUCAACUCCAAAUAACAUAUUAAAGAAAUUCUCACCACGAGAGUCCGUCAAACUUUUGUACAAUGCUAAAGAAGAGACGUUCAUUCAAAUGUUGCAGAAAGGACAACGACAGAAACAAGAGCAGCCUCUCAGUCAAGAACACAAGGAACAACUGAUUUACUUGGCAAAGUUAACGGAAACGAGUAGGAGCAAGCGUACCAAAGCUGUCUAUUUUUUGUUUUCGAUGUUAUUUCUGACAGUUUCCUUAUUUUUAUCGGCUCAGACAAGACAAUAUUGUCUAUCCCUUUCCAAGUCGGUUGGGUGGAUUUGGCUGUUGUUUGAUUGGGAAAGGCACUUUGGAUCUCUCCUAUCCUUUGUAACUCCUCUCCUGCUAUUCAUUUAUACUUUCUUCUUCUCGUUGUCCUUUCGCGAUACAUAUAGGAGAUACAUUCUGUCUUAUUUUCUGGUUUUGUUUGCUCAAGGAAUCGCAUCGAUUUUUUCAUUUGUUGGUUUUGGAUAUAUUCGAAUAUGGAUUGAAAUUGUAUUGUAUGGAAUUUACAUUCCAGUUGUGCUUUGGGCUUGGUCUGACUUGAAAGUUGAGUUGGAAAUGGCGCAUAUCUUAGACAAACGAUAUUCUUUUUUAUUUACUUUUUGGCGUAUUCUUAGAACGUGUGCGUGCUUCAUCUCAACAUUGUCUAGAAUACUUUUUAUCUCCUUUGUGUGUGGUAGCAAAACUCUCUUGCCUAGGAAUGAGACAUGGGUGAACUCGCUGAAGUGUAUUGUACUUGGGUUCUCUCGUUCUUCUGUUUAUGAUUGGAAGAGCAUAAUAUUUGCGAGAGUUGGAUAUGUAUUAAUCUAUUGCUAUAUCCUUUACAGCUUGCUGUUCUUUACUGUAUUUGUGGACUGUGGAUCAGAAUUUUAUUCUAGACAUGAUAUUUCUCCCUUUACUCAACUUUUUCUUUAUUUAGGUUUACUUGAUAGAGACUUAUCCAAAAGAGAAACUCGCAGAAAGAAAGUGGCAUGGACAGGCUUCCUUGCUGCCGUCGAUAAAAAGUUAGAAAGAAUGAUUCAGUUCGAGAAAUACUCUGUAGAUAUAAGAGACUCUGCGAAUUAUCCAUUAAAGAACCAAAGUGAUGUCUUUUCGUUUAUUGCUAAUUUUGAAGUGCCUUGGGAAGAUGAACCCGAAUUACGGGACGAAGUUUUACUACCGUUUCGAGAGUAUCUAGAUAAUGUAGCGCUUGCAAUAAAAGCUCGAAAUGAAGUGUAUCCGAAAUCGGACGAGAAGAAGCUAUUACCUGGGUCGACUAGAGAAUUGGAGAACGCAAUGCUAUUAUUUUCCGAGGCUGUUCCUCCCAAUCGUGAACACUAUGAUGUUGAACGGCUGUAUGAUGAGCCUGAGGGAAAUAUUUCCGUAAACUCAGACAAAACGACUUAUAGCGAUGUAGCAAAAUAUCAGACUUGAUUUUCUUUAUAUAGAAUUAAAUACUGAGUAAGUUGGAAAUUGGUUCCGGGACCAACAGAGAAAUAGGAAUUAGAACCAUGAAGAAUAGAUCAUUCUUUAGUUUUCACCACAUGAGAAAUGUGUUUCAUAAAUGAAAUGGGAUAUCUUCAACAAUUAAAAAUCGAUGGACACCA